GAAACAAAGGGUGGUUUUCAGAGACUAUAUAUGCUUUGUGAAGAAAGCCCCUUAUGCAUUCUUUAAAUUCCGCUGCUGUCGAUACCGGCUAGGAAAUGGAAAGUGAACUAUUUACACCUUCUUUUAUAUAAUCAUUGUGGCGUCAAGAAACUAAACUGAAAAAGUAUCCCUCCAUUAUCCCCCCUACAUAACCGUUGAGCAACGGAUGACAUACCCGGCAACCAAAUUCAAAUAUCUGGAAAGUAAAAAUUAAAAUAAAAAAAGACCAAAAAGCAAAAGCCACCAUUCACCUUUCCCUUGCUCUUUUUUAUUCUUUCUCAAAUAAACUAUACUAGGAUUAUAUAUAGAUCUAUUCCAUAGCUACAUUGUCUACUAAUCUCUCCUCAGCCUAAAUCAAAAUCCAGUACCAAAAAUGGGGUCUUGCAUUAGCAAAUGCAUACCCAGAAAACAUCCUCAUUUUCAAGAAGAAGAAUUUGAUCAUCCUCAUGUCCAAGACAAGCUUGUAAUUUCACAAGCUUCAACCACACCCAUCAAUAUUAUUCCUCUUUCAAACAAAAUUUCACCCUCUCCACCAUCUCCUUCAAAUUCUACCACUUCUUCUGUUUCUUCCUUUACUUGUACCACUACUACUAACACAAGCAGCUCAAGCUCCACAUCCUCAAGUGGGUCUUCGGUGAUAAGCUCAAAAGAUAGAUCUUUCUCCAAUGAAUUUUUGUGGUCAUGCUACAAGGAAAACCCACAUAUAAUUCGCAUAAACUCACUCAAGGAAGCUACUCUUUCCUCGUUGCCUGUUUCCAAACCCAGAGAGCACUUAGACUCUCCCCCGAAACCAGUAUUGCCAAGUACGUUUCUGAAGCAGUCUAAUCAGCAAAAGAUGAAUUGGUCCGCUACGCCGCAGAAGAAGAGAGUCCGGUCGAGUUCACCAACUCUGACAAGAAAAAAGAGUUUCCGCAAAGAGCCAGAUCAGAGGCUUACCAGUACGACGUCGUAUUCUCUUCAGAGUACUAGAACCUUGAGAUCACCGUCUCCGAGUCGGAGAUUUAGUAAUGGAGGAGUUCUGAUCACGAACGCACAGAGAGAAUGCCAUUCGAAGCGUAUGAGUUGUACUUGCACAGUUGGUAAUCCCAAGUGUAUUUUGAGGAAUAAGGAAAAUGUUAGGCCAGCAAGUCCAAACAGCAACAUUAUUAAUUCGAGUCGAGGAAUUGGGACCUAUUCGAGGAGUGGUAGAGACACGGGCAUUCCCCGGAUUGGAUCAAAAAUCGACGAGAUUGCGGUUGGCGAAGCGCUGGCUCCACUUCAUGACCAUGACAUCGACUCUAUUCCUAUGGAGGAUAUCGAUAGCCCCCUAAUCGCCUUGGAUUGCUUUAUUUUUCUUUAGAAAUGUGUGUAUUCUGUGCUUUGCAUAUUAUUGGUAUGUGGUGAGUUUUACGGUGUUUUUUUUUUUUUUUCCCAACAUUUUCAUUCAUUCAUUAAUGGGUUUGGAAAUGAUCAACUGGAUCUCCCUGUAAUUAAAUGAGCUUGUAUUUUUGUAUUUUUUUAUUCUUUUCUUUUGCAUUUGAUUGUUCUACCCCUUUCAGAUACUAUUAAGACUCCGAACAUAUACAUUUGGGCAGUAUGAAUUUGGCUUUGUACUUGUU
Messenger RNA from Ziziphus jujuba (common jujube), 1637 nucleotides. RefSeq lists its product as uncharacterized. The transcript has a single exon. The record is from RefSeq and is a predicted model, not a curated record. Lineage: Eukaryota; Viridiplantae; Streptophyta; Magnoliopsida; Rosales; Rhamnaceae. Bases 413 to 1378 code for a protein of 321 amino acids.